AUGCCGCCAAAGAAGCGCACGUCGACCGUCGCGAACGCCGACGCGACUGAGCCGCCGUCAAAACGUACGCGCAAACCAGCAGGCUCAGAGACCGCGGCAGCUUCGCGCCCCAAACGAUUUUCCCAGUUACCACCACGCGCAGCAAGAAUAAAAGCUGCUGCUCCUGCGCCAGCUCCUAAACCAUCGCCUGCGAAACGCACUGUCUCUUCCAGCAAGGCUCGAGAGACUCCCCAAAAGAGAGGCCGUCCUCAGACAGCUGCGUCGCCAGCAGCAAAGAAAGGUAAACCUGCCAAAUCCGCCGCACCCGCUAGUAAAGCGACUGUCACUCGCAAACCCAAAACAUCCAUCGUGAAAACCACUGCAGAUAAGCCUGGUAAGCGACACGGUAGACCACCCAAAUCCUCCGAACCCGCUUCAACCGAAGUUACUGGCAAGAAGAGGAAGAGGGCUACUGGUCAACCGCAACAGGCAGCUGGAAAGCCUGCCAAAAAGCAGACUGCUACCAGAGCACCUCGCGCACCUGCAUUCUUGAAGGAGAAAGAGCCCGACCUAACAAUUGAGGUGGCUGAAGAGGAUGCAUUCGGACCCGACGGCCAUUCGUACUGGCUCAUGAAAGCGGAACCCCAAUCGCGAAUCGUGAAGGGCGUCGAUGUCAAGUUCUCGAUUGAUGAUUUACAAGCGGCUUCAGAGCCAGAGCCAUGGGAUGCUCGCAACAAUAUGCGCGCCAUGAAGAAGGGUGAUUUCGCGUUUUUCUACCACUCAAGCUGCAAAGUUCCCGGUAUUGUGGGACAAAUGGAGAUCGUUAGAGAGCAUUCAGUAGAUGAAUCGGCUUUUGAUCCCGCACAUCCCUACUACGACGAGAAGUCCAGUCGUGAAAAUCCCAAAUGGGAAGUCGUUCAUGUCGAAUUCCGACGCAAAUUCGACCAGCCUUUGACCUUGGAGACACUCAAGUCAUAUGCUCUUUCGGGCCAGCCAUUGGAAAACCUGCAGACAUUGCGCCAGUCUCGCGUUAGCGUUUCACGCGUUUCACCUCAAGAAUGGGACUUCAUCAUGGGCUUGAUCAAUCAGCAAGAGGCAGACGCGAAGAAAGCUAGUGCAAAAGAAGCCCCUUCCAAGGAGACAACCGAAGUAAAUGGUCAGCUAGAGACAGAAAAUACCGACGAAACCCCCAGGGAACCUACGGCAGAGGCCGCGCCGAGAGCAGAGCAUGGUGCUUCGGUAGGACCUGCUGCAGAACCCGAAGCUACUUCUACGCUUGCAGGCGAACCUUCAGUUCCGGCGCCGGUUGCCGACCAGACGGAAGAUCAAGCCUCCAAAGCCGAAGAGGUGCAAGUCAACGGUGAGAAGUCGACAAAAAGCGACGUCAAUGGUCCCAGCACAGCCGAACGUAUCACUUCAGUAUUCACAGGAGGAUUCUUAAACUGA
Molecule: messenger RNA, 1425 nt
Organism: Talaromyces stipitatus ATCC 10500
Lineage: Eukaryota; Fungi; Ascomycota; Eurotiomycetes; Eurotiales; Trichocomaceae
Product: AT DNA binding protein (Thy28), putative
Exons: 4
Coding region: 1-1425 (474 amino acids)
Cellular component (GO): nucleus
Source: RefSeq, a predicted model, not a curated record